Molecule: messenger RNA, 1135 nt
Organism: Anguilla anguilla (European eel)
Lineage: Eukaryota; Metazoa; Chordata; Actinopteri; Anguilliformes; Anguillidae
Product: 2-iminobutanoate/2-iminopropanoate deaminase-like
Exons: 6
Coding region: 175-588 (137 amino acids)
Cellular component (GO): cytosol
Molecular function (GO): deaminase activity
Source: RefSeq, a predicted model, not a curated record
GUACGGCAAAGACAAGCCUAUCAGCUGACUUCUUUCGAGCUCUUCUGCAACUUCUACUCUAUAGGAUCGACAAUACAACCAACACUCAGCUUAGUUUACUGCACAGAUCCCUGAUAUUUCAGUUUCAUUUAAUGUGCAUUCUGAUUCUGGGAAACAGUAGCCGCCUCUUGUGCUAUGUCUGCAAUCAUUAGGAAGAUUAUCAACACUACCAAGGCCCCCGCGGCCAUUGGUCCGUACAGCCAGGCAGUGGUGGUGGACCGUACCAUGUACAUUUCCGGACAGCUGGGAAUGGAUCCUUCCUCAGGGCAGUUGGUGACUGGAGGUGUGCAGGCUGAAGCCAAACAGGCUCUCAUUAAUAUGGGCGAGAUCCUGAAGGCGGCUGGAUGUGACUACAACAAUGUUGUCAAAACCACUGUCCUCCUGGCAGACAUGAAUGACUUCACAAAUGUAAAUGAUAUUUACAAGCAGUUCUUUAGCCGCAGCUUCCCAGCCAGAGCUGCUUAUCAGGUCGCGGCCCUGCCUAGAGGUGGACUGGUGGAGAUCGAAGCAGUUGCCGUCCUGGGCCCCAUAAUGGAUGCCUCCUCCUGACUGACCCCCCAGAUCCAACACAAACUGUAACCGCCACUUGAUUCAGACUGAAUCCCUGAGACCAUUAAUUGGAUACUGUAGUAGUUCUUAAACAAAGGGUCUUUAAAUCUUAGAUUGCCAGUGUGCAGUAUUGUCUGUAAAUCGGACAUUCCAUUGAGAAUGGCUGCUACUCUUGUUUCGAGUUUCCUUGUUUAGUUGAGUUUUUUUUAAAGCCCUGUUUACGAUAUAAACUUGGUUGGGAUCAAAUUUUUGCUUUCAACCAGCCCAUUUUAGCACCAGCCUGUCCAUAGGUGAAGCGCUUUGGCUUCACUUGUUAAUACAUAAUGAGUCAUUUUCACACCUUGCUCUCCCUUUAGGCAAAUACACAUGAUAAGUGUUCACCUGGCUCUCAUUUCAUUAGAUCACCUUGGCGCGAUGCGUUUAGUGUAGCCAUUGUCAGUAUCACAUUUCCAUUGUCAUCUCAGUUCUGACCAAUGUCUGUAAUACCAAGUGCCUCCCCCACUUUACAGAAUUCUAAAAUAAACCAUGAACUGGUUCCGUGUUUUAA